AUGUCAGAAUAAGCAGAAGAAGAAUAAUAAGAAUAGUUAGAUGAAUAAUAGUAAGCAUUUCAAAGUGAUAACAAUCAAUUGGAUACUUAAAUAGUAUUAUAAAUAUGAUAUUAUUAUUAUAAUAGCCUCCUGAAGAUCCAAAUGUUUUUAUGACUCAAUAAAAAUUAGAAUAGAAUCAAGUAUGGAAAUGUUUUGAUUUUUUAUUUCCUGGAGGUAAAUUAGCUAAAUUAAUAAAAUUGAAUUAUUCAUAACCUAAAACCUUUCCUAUAACAGAAAUACUUACAAAACUGAAAUUAGAUGAUGGAUUACCUGUUGUUAAUUUUAUAGGUUGUAGACAUAAUUUUGAUAAUCCAAACUCUAAUCGUGGUAAAUUCUAUGCUGGGAUUGCUAGAGCAUGUCAUAAUACUGAUGCUGUUAUCAUUGAUAAUGCAAUCACUACUGGAAUUGAAAAAUUUAGUCUUAGAAGAAAUUGCACUGUAUUUAUAUUUAUAUAUUUCUAAGCUUAUUGGUGUUGCACCUGAAUAAGCUGUAUCAUAUCCAAAAUUAAAUCCAACCAAAAUUGAAAAAAAUGAAUUAAGUAAUGGACAUACACAUAUUUUCUUAAUUGGAGGUGAACAUGUUCAUUAUGGAACUGAAGCAUUAUUUAAAAUUAAUCUAUGCAAAACGUAUAUAAUAUAAUACCUAUUUUAAAUAAUAGAAUUGCAACCGGAAAAAUUAGUAAAACUUAAGGAAGACCAAGAUGCAAAAUUGUUAACAUUCUAUUUGCUGAUUCAAAUGAUUGUUUUGAUGAAAUUAGAGAAGCUAUCAUUAAUAAAUUACCAAUCAUUGUUGUUAGAGGAUCACUUCUUUGUAAUCAAUUCAUUGAUUAAGAUAAAAUAUAAGAUGCUGGUAUCAUUUCUAAUUUAUAUCAGAAUUUGAGGAUAUUAUGAAUGAUAAAGAUGGAUUCUUCUUCCCUCUCUAAAAAUUAGAUUCUGAAGUCAUUGCAUAAAUGGUACAUUAUCUAUUGACAUAUACUCCAUCAUAACCUAAAAAAGAAUAACCAAAAAAAUUAUGAAC
Molecule: messenger RNA, 1056 nt
Organism: Paramecium sonneborni
Lineage: Eukaryota; Ciliophora; Oligohymenophorea; Peniculida; Parameciidae
Source: the annotation of a GenBank genome assembly